AUGGCGACACCUACAGAAUUCACCCGCUUCCUCGAGCUCCCCGCAGAACUCCGCCUCAUGAUCUGGGAACGAGUGCCCCAACCGACGCGCAUCGUCGGCCUCCUCGCUCGCUUCAAGCGCCCGUACCAAGGCCGUGGUCGCCCCCCAAUCUAUCCCAAGAUGAACUACAUCAUCCAUCCUCGCACCGAGGCCAUCUUCCCGCCGCUUCACGCCUGCCAAGAGUCCCGCACUGUGUGGCUCCGCCGCUACUACCAGCCCCCGCGAUCGACGCGCAUCGAAGUACAUGACAAAUCUCACACCAUCAACUUCAAGACUCCAUUCAUCAGCUACGAGACGGAUAUCUUCACCAUCUUCGACGGGUUCAACACAUAUCACGAGAACACCCGAUUCCCGGUAUUCUCCGGCCUGGAUACAUCCCGGAUCGAACACAUUGGGAUCCACAAUAUCUUGAAUCGAGCUGGACAUCACUUGGUACGGAUGCCGCCCCUGCAUGAACUACCUAGCCUGCGCAAAGUAUCGAUGCUCUUUAUUAAGCCCAUGCACAACAACAACCCCCAACAGCCAUGGGGGGAUGAUUUCCCGGUCGAUGUCCAGCGCAUGGACUUUGAUGUCCGGGCGAUUGGGGAUGAGGAGAUCCUUCGCCAUCCGAUAUAUGGGCCCAAUGCGAGUUUGUCGGAAACGCUUCACCUGAGUGACAUUGUUGGAUCGGUAGAAAGGUAUUGGGCGCUGAUGAGGGCGUGGUUGUGGCACGUGUGGGCGGUUGGCCGAGUUGGGGACGAUAAGAUAUAUUGGAGCCAUGUUCUGUCGUUGGAAUUUGUCAGAUAUUCUCUUGGAAAGAGGGCUGAUUGUCCACUGGAACUAACGGGUUGGAAUAACUGGAAGAGGCAUGAGAGAGAAGAGAUGCUUGCGUGGGAACCGCCGUUUGAGAUCGAUUGCAGGCUUUUGACUGUGAAAGAUUAG
Aspergillus heteromorphus CBS 117.55 is the source of this 960-nucleotide messenger RNA. Its product is annotated as 2EXR domain-containing protein. The coding region runs from base 1 to 960 and encodes 319 amino acids. The transcript has a single exon. The record is from RefSeq and is a predicted model, not a curated record. Lineage: Eukaryota; Fungi; Ascomycota; Eurotiomycetes; Eurotiales; Aspergillaceae.